This is a messenger RNA of Diachasmimorpha longicaudata, 569 nucleotides long. Its product is annotated as drosomycin-like. Bases 157 to 360 code for a protein of 67 amino acids. Lineage: Eukaryota; Metazoa; Arthropoda; Insecta; Hymenoptera; Braconidae. Gene Ontology annotation, biological process: defense response. The record is from RefSeq and is a predicted model, not a curated record. The transcript is spliced from 2 exons.
CAAUUUUUCCUGAAUACGCAACGAGAUUAAAUUUGUUCUCGGAGGCGACCUAAAAAGAUUCGAGUAAAUGGAGUAUAAAAGGCGAUGAGAACCGCGUAUUGUCAGACAGUGAUCUGAUCAUCAUCAAGAGGUAUCGACAAAAAUCCUAACAUCAAGAUGAAAUUCUUGUAUCUCCUGGUCGUUGUUAUGAUGAUGGUGGCAAUGGGUGCCAACACAGCACAGGCUGAUUGUAAAUCCGGAAAAUAUAAAGGUCCAUGCGCUGUCUGGGACAACGAGAGGUGUCGUCGCAUCUGUAAAGAGGAGGGUCGAGUCUCUGGCCACUGCAGCCCGAGUUUGAAGUGUUGGUGCGAGGGUUGUUAAUAACUACUCCAAACGUGCGUUGUAUGCAACAACACCCUCGCAUACACUCUGGCCUAUCUGAACAACAAAGUUUAUUCAUUUGGCUUUAGUUUCCCGAGUUGAUGUAAUUAUCGUGGAAACCAAUAACUCUAGAAGAAUAAGAAAAUCUCCAAUUUUUUAUAAAUUGACUAAAACCAUUUCCUCGAAUUAAAAAAUGUAAUUAUACAUGA